AUGAGUCAUCACACCAUUGAAGAAAUCCCCGACAGCGACAAGGUGUUCCAUGACACCGUCUUCAUGGAAAAAAACAAGCAUAUCUCCGACCAGUGGGUUCGCAUUGCCGAACUGUACUCAGACGGCAUCAGCCAGCCUCUCCUUCCAGCGGAAUUUUCCCGUGAGCAGUUCGGACAGGGCAAUCACUACGAAUGCUUCAUGCUCACAGCCCUGUCCACUCUGGUGCGUUUCCCCAGCGUAAUCCAGAACUGCUUCGUCUCCAAGCACGUUCGACGUGACGGGCGUUACACGUUCCAGUUUUUUCGUGGCAGGGAGUGGGUGAAGGUGGAGAUUGACGACCAAAUCCCACUGGAGGAGGAUGGGGAGCUUUACAUUCGCUCGCCCACGGGGCACUGGUGGCCCCUGCUCCUUGAAAAGGCCUAUGCAAAGUUUUAUACCGGCUACGAGAAUCUUGAGGGCUGCACACUGCAGGAGACGUACCACGACCUGACUGGCAAUCCCGUGCUCAACAUCCCCAUUGACGCGAAGCUUGCCAAGGCCGCUGGAGCGGACGUAACGGAGGGCCACUACUGGCUGGAUUUGGCGCUGAAGAUUCAAUCCGGACAGUUCGUGGCCUCUGUAUUAACCAAGGACAUGGAGACUGAGAGUAUGGGUAUUCAGCGCGAGCAGCAGUAUGGUGUGCUCGAGAUCUUUUCGAUGACAGGUACAUCGUCUGUGAACGACAUUGUUAUCCAUUUGCACAAUCCCUUCGAGGAUGAGGAGUUCAUCUACACAGGUCCCCUGAACAGCAAGGAUUCACACUGGACGCCAAAGUUACGCGCCAAAUACGGUGUGGACGAUGAACGCUCCCUCUUUCUUCCACUCAGCACAUUUCUGAAGAUUAUUAAUUCCAUGCAACUGUGCUAUGUUUCCACGAUAGAUGGCGAUGCCACAUACUUUGAUGACGAAUGGAAAGGUGAGACCGCAGGCGGUAACCCCACAUGUGUUACAUGGCGCAAAAAUCCCCUAUAUAGUGUCAGAAACACUGGAAAAAACCCACUGCGGCUCGUGGUGAUGGUCAAACAAGAGGAUCAGCGACGCUUUACUUCCCCUGAUGAGCAGUUGCAAUACCUUCAGUGUGGUGUGGUUAUGGUUCAAAAUACAAGUGCCAAUGCAAUACCCACCCAUAUCGUCACUGGCAACAACCACAAGCCCAUUUACAAGAGCUUGUUUCUGAAUUCUCGUGAGGUGGCGAAUGCCAUUACGGUUCCCCCUAAUUCUCUAUGUUAUCUUGUGCCCUCAUGCAUGUCAAAGGGAUCUGAAUCAAAAUUCACCAUUGCCCUGUAUCGCAUGGUUGGGGAAGAGUACAGCAGUCUCACGAUCAAAAAGCUUAGCGUUCCCGAGAUGGAUUGGGACCAUCCUGCUGAGGGACACGUGGAGUUGGAGCAAAAGGAAAAGGAUCGUGUGGACUUCUAUGUUGACCAAGAAACCGACGUCCACAUACUGAUGCAUCAGGAAAAGCCGUAUUCCAGUGCGACUGGCGGCGAUGCCAUGGCCCAGGACUAUAUGGGCAUGUACCUGUACGACGACACGGACCGCAAAAUUGGUGGUGUGCACGCUGCAACAAACUUCAGGGAAACAGGCAUCGUCUAUCACCUUCCCCGAAGCGGCCGCUACGCUCUCUCCGUCACAUGUCCACGUGCGAAGGGAAAGGUGCCCGCGCUCAUCACGAUUGUCGCCUCCUAUUCAG
Messenger RNA from Trypanosoma cruzi, 1729 nucleotides. RefSeq names its product calpain-like cysteine peptidase, putative. The record is from RefSeq and is a predicted model, not a curated record. The annotation marks the transcript as partial. The transcript has a single exon. Gene Ontology annotation, molecular function: calcium-dependent cysteine-type endopeptidase activity. Gene Ontology annotation, cellular component: cytoplasm. Gene Ontology annotation, biological process: proteolysis. NCBI's taxonomy places the organism in Eukaryota, Euglenozoa, Kinetoplastea, Trypanosomatida, Trypanosomatidae.